Messenger RNA from Brassica oleracea var. oleracea, 1354 nucleotides. RefSeq lists its product as uncharacterized. The record is from RefSeq and is a predicted model, not a curated record. The transcript has 7 exons. Bases 188 to 1147 code for a protein of 319 amino acids. Lineage: Eukaryota; Viridiplantae; Streptophyta; Magnoliopsida; Brassicales; Brassicaceae.
GGAAGCGUGUAAACAUCAGCCAAUCAUAUCGCGGCUUGUGACAAACCUCCUCUCGAGAAGAUUCUUUCAUCGUCUUCCCAUCUGCAUAAAGGGUUCAAAGAAAAUUCUCAACUCGAAAAAUUUAUCGACUUUUCAAGUUUUAAUAUUGCAGAUCGCCUUGUGCCGAUCGUUGUUAUUUAAAGGGAAGAUGCAAGGAGGUGGUAGAGAUCCUUUCAACUCUGGUGGUCCUUUUGGUGGCCCUUUUGGAAGCCCUUUUGGAGGUGGUUUCGGUGGCCCUAACAAUGGUCCACCGAAUCUCAUGUCUAACUUCUUCGGAGGAAGAGAUCCGUUCGAUGACCCUUUCUUCACUCAGCCUUUUGGUGGUGGCAUGUUUCAGUCCAGCUUCUUUGGUCCUACCAUGGAUCCUUUCGCCGGAAUGCGUCCUCCUUCAUCAGGUUUUAUUGAGAAUCAUCAGCAGCCACCGCAACCGAGAAGGUCUCAUGGACCGAUUAUUGAAGAGAUUGAUUCAGACGAUGAGGGUGAAGGAGGAGGAGAUAAAGAGAAGAAAGUAAGGCUAGGGAAACAUGGCAGGUCAAGCAAUGAGACUGAAACUGAAGAUGCUAGAGCUGAAGAGAGAAGGAACAGACAAAUGCAAAACAUGAAUGCAAAUGCUAUGGUGAACAAUGGACAGUGGCAACCACAAACUCGUAGUUAUAGCUUCGAGAGCUCCACUGUUACAUACGGUGGUCAUGACGGAAACUACUUUACUUCAUCCAAGACCAGAAGGACAGGAAGUGAUGGGUUAACUCUUGAAGAAAGCAAAGAAGCCAAUACUGCAACACGCGAAGCAGCGCACAGGAUUUCAAGAGGCUUACAUAACAAGGGCCACACAGUUGCGCGUAAACUUAACUCCAAUGGUCGGGUUGAUACAACGCAGACCUUGCACAAUUUAAAUGAAGAUGAGUUGGCUGAUUUUGAGCAGUCUUGGAGUGGAAAUGCUAGAAUGCACUUACCCGGUUCGUCUGGUUUCUUUGGCAGUGGUAUUGCAAACAGAGAGCAACCAAUGUCGCUUCCUUCAACUGAUCCAAGCUCUUCUUCACGUGCAAGAGCAGAGUCAUCCAGAAGACCAAAGGCUGCAAUGAAUUUUAGAGGACAUGGCAGAAACUAAAUCUUAGGACUAUCAUGUCCUGUUAGUGAAUGUAACCGAAGACUAUAUCAUCUACUUUACUCAGGGUGCAUCGAUAAUGUAGCCUGUAUUUGAGGCGCUUAUGAUAAUGAUAUAUGCCUGUUUUUAUUACAUUAACCUGUUCUUAGCUGCUUGUAAUCAAGUAAUCAGAUCAAGGCUUUUCUUGAGCCAUAGACAUAUGCUCGAUUA